UAUCCUUCUACAUAAAGCUGCGGGUGCCCUGUGUGCCCUCCUGACUGGCACAUGGCCUGUCUCUUCCGGAGGGCAAUAGCUGAGCAGGUUUCCCGAAUUGUGGGGUUGCCGUCAGAAACUGUUGCCCAGUCUAUUCGAGCAGUUCCUGUUCACAGAAAGCAUGAAUCACCAGAUUUUCAGCUGUUUGUUAAUUCCUUGCUCGAUGACAGCCAUGCUGAUGCAAAUUCCACAGUACAGGAAAAAGCACAGAAACUUGCAUCAAAGCUAAACUGUGACACGGUAAUCAGUGAGAUUGGUGCUGAUCGGGGUUCAGUGACUUUUAAAGUACACCGGGAUUUAUUAACCAAGACUGUGCUGCAGAAAAUAACCCAAGAUGGCCCCAGGUUUGGUCUUAAUACUGAUUUAUUAUCAAGGAUACCAAAAGGAAAGACUAUUGUGGAAUUUAGUUCCCCCAACAUUGCCAAAAAGUUUCAUGUUGGACAUUUACGCUCCACAAUAAUUGGAAACUAUAUUGCUAACUUGAAGGAAGCCAUUGGAAAUGAAGUCAUUAGGAUAAACUACCUUGGAGACUGGGGUCUGCAGUUUGGUCUUUUGGGUACUGGAUUCAGUAAGUUUGGCAGUGAAAAGGAACUUCGUGAUAACCCCCUAGAACACCUGUUUAAUGUGUAUGUGAAGAUCAACGAGGCAGCAGAACAGGAUGAAAAUCUGAGAUCGUCUGCUAUGGAGUUCCUGAGGAGGCUAGAGGGAGGAGAAGCGCAGGCUGUGUCUUUGUGGACUCACUUUAGAGAGCUAAGCAUACAGGAAUAUGCUAAAAUAUAUAAGAGGCUUGGCAUUCAUUUUGAAGAAUAUUCUGGUGAGUCAUUUUACAGAGAAAAAUCCCAGCAUGUCCUGCAAAUGCUCAGAAACCGAGGAGUUCUAAAGGAAAUGGAGAAUGGCACUGGGGUGGUAGACGUCUCCGAAGGACAGGACAUGUCAACUUACAAAACUGUGGUGCGGAGUGAUGGAACAUCGCUGUAUAUAACCAGAGACGUGGCAGCUGCAAUUGAUCGAAAAGAGAAAUAUGAUUUUGAUGAAAUGAUCUAUGUGACAGACAAAAGCCAGCAAACACAUUUUCAGCACCUGUUCAAGAUUUUGGAGAUCCUUGGGGAAAAGCAUUCAAUUCGAUGUCAUCAUGUCCCUUUUGGGCGAGUACAGGGGAUGAAGACUCGAAAAGGAGAUGUGAUUUUUCUUGAAGAUGUCUUGGAUGAAGCUCGCACAAGGAUGCUGCAAAAUAUGGCAGCAACCAGCACAAGUAAAGACCUUGAAGACCCAGCCAGAACAGCAGAGAAAAUUGGGGCUGCAGCUCUGAUUGUGCAGGAUUUUAAAGGGCCUCUUAUGUCAGAUUACCACUUUGACUGGGAUCGGGCACUGCAGAGUUUCGGAGACACUGGUGUGUUUUUGCAGUACACGCAUGCACGGCUGCACAGCCUGCAAGGUCUUUGGGAAACAAAGGAUCUAACCGACUUCAACAUAUCCUGUUUGCAGGAACCCUCUGUAAUUUCCACAUUGCAGCAUCUUCUCAGGUAUGAUGAAGUAAUACUCCAGUGUCUCGACGACUAUCAGCCAAGAUACCUUGUUAAUUAUCUCAUGGGCCUAGGCCAUCUAGCAAAUGUAGCUCAUCUUGCACUCCCAGUUAAAGGAAGCACACCAGAUGUUGCUCAGGCUCGCCUUCUCUUUUUCAACAAUGUACAGAUGGUACUUGCCAAUACGAUGAAGCUUCUCGGAAUUACACCGGUGACUAAUAUGUAACUAAAACUAUUCAUGGUAUGUCAAUGCUGCUUUUUCUUUCUUAAUAAACUUAAUUUUGAUCUAAAGCGUUUGCAUCAUGUUUUUAGUUAGCUGACUUGGGUUAAGGGACACUCAAAGCACUAAAACCACAGUAUCUAAAUUAAGUUAUGGUGCCGGGAGA
This is a messenger RNA of Pelobates fuscus (common spadefoot toad), 1948 nucleotides long. It is a transcript of the gene RARS2, whose product is annotated as arginyl-tRNA synthetase 2, mitochondrial. The transcript has 21 exons. Gene Ontology annotation, cellular component: cytoplasm; mitochondrion. The record is from RefSeq and is a predicted model, not a curated record. Gene Ontology annotation, biological process: arginyl-tRNA aminoacylation; mitochondrial translation. Bases 52 to 1788 code for a protein of 578 amino acids. Gene Ontology annotation, molecular function: ATP binding; arginine-tRNA ligase activity. Lineage: Eukaryota; Metazoa; Chordata; Amphibia; Anura; Pelobatidae.